Messenger RNA from Panonychus citri (citrus red mite), 4033 nucleotides. It is a transcript of the gene gpp, whose product is annotated as histone-lysine N-methyltransferase, H3 lysine-79 specific-like. The transcript has 8 exons. Gene Ontology annotation, cellular component: nucleus. Gene Ontology annotation, molecular function: histone H3K79 methyltransferase activity. The record is from RefSeq and is a predicted model, not a curated record. Bases 103 to 3567 code for a protein of 1154 amino acids. Lineage: Eukaryota; Metazoa; Arthropoda; Arachnida; Trombidiformes; Tetranychidae. Gene Ontology annotation, biological process: regulation of transcription regulatory region DNA binding; DNA repair; DNA damage checkpoint signaling.
UAUAGAAAGUGGUGAUUUUGGUUUGGUUGUUGACUUUUUUUUUGAUUAGUAAAUUGUUUUAAUUUAUUUGUUUCCAGGCCAAAAAUAAUAUGAUAAGUUGAUAUGCAGGAAUUGAUUUUACAUUCGCCUGCUCAUGGCGACCCUUGUGUUUAUUAUUGGCCCAUUGAUGACAAGGCCAGAGGUGAAGGUGCGCUUGAAAUUAUUGAGACCAUCAAAUGGGUUUGUGAUGAUUUCCCGGAAAUGAAACUGGCCCUUGAUAAUCAUAUACUUUCUGGUUGUGAUCUUAAAAGCUAUGAAAGUAUGAAAAUUGUUUGUGAUCGGUUUAAUCGGGUAAUUGCUUCAGUUCGUCAAAUGAGAGCUGGAACAUCUUUACCAGUUGCAGUACCUACUCGUCCAUCUGUAGGCCUUCUGAGACACAUUAUCCAAAAAGCUUAUAAUCACGCGGUUACUGAUCCUGAUAAACUAAACAAUUAUGAACCCUUUUCACCUGAAGUUUAUGGGGAAACCUCAUUUGAAUUUAUAAUGCAAAUGAUUGAUCAAAUAUCCAUCACAGAAAAUGAUGUUUUCAUUGAUCUGGGAUCUGGUGUUGGUCAGGUUGUCUUACAAAUAGCUGCCUCAACUAAAGCCAAAAAAUGUAUUGGUAUCGAGAAAGCUGAAGUACCAACAAUUUAUGCCCAACAAUUGGAAAAAUCGUUCAAAUUUUGGAUGCGCUGGUAUGGUAAAGUAUCUGGCGAUUACGAGUUAGUAAGAGGUGACUUUUUCGAGGAUAAAUAUAGAGAAAUAAUUACCAACGCUUCGUUCAUUUUUGUGAAUAACUUUGCAUUUGGUCCAAAUGUGGAUCAUAUGUUAAAAUUACUCUUCGCUGAUCUCAAGGAUGGUGCUCGAAUAGUUUCAUCAAAAUCAUUUUGUCCAUCAAACUUUAGAAUAACCGAUCGUAAUUUAAGUGAUAUUGCAACUAUUUUACAUGUUCGGGAAAUCCAACCUAUCAAAGGUUCCGUUUCUUGGACUGGUAAGCCUGUGUCUUACUAUCAUCACAUUGUUGAUCGACGUAAAUUGGAAGACUAUUUUCUCAACAUGAGAGGCCCCAAAAAGCACCUGAAUCGAAAUCAAUCAAACAACAAUAGUAAUAAUAAUAGUAGUAAUAAUACCACCACAAAUAAUAAAGAUAAUGUUCAGAAUAUAAGUAACAAUAACAUCACCGCCAUAAAUAGUAAAGACGAUGAUGAAAUUGAUCGUGCAAUGAAAACUAAUUGCAGUGAUUCCAGUUCAUCUGAUGAUUCAAAUCAGAGUUUUAAAGAUUCCAAUCAUGUUGGCCCAACGACUCGUAAAGCCUGGUCAGAAUAUUGUAAUACAAAAUAUCGUGAAAAUUCAAACUCUUCAAGUGGUAAUACUCAACAGUCCAGCUCUAGUGAAACUGGUUACCAUUCUGCUUCUCAGGUUCCAAAUAAUAAUAGUACCAAUAAUAUUCCCAAUCGACCUGGAAGACCAAGGAAAUAUGGACCAGGAGUGGCUGCUGUCGUUCGUCGUGCAAAUAAAACCAAAGCCGAUAGCGAGGGACGUCGUCGACCUGGUAGACCGCGAAAAGAUGGUGUAAAGAGUAAAAAGAAUAAGAGAAUAACAUUUAACGGUUUGGAUUUACUUCAUGCUCAAACUGUUUUGAGUAUUUCAAAUUCUUCUGCUGUUAAAACGGGACCUGCGCCAGGAUGUAUUGAUCAGAAAUUAGAUACUGUAAAAAAGUCUAUGAUCCCGCCACAAUCUACUUCGUUAACUAAGACUCUUGGUCUUGGAUUUGGACAAUUUAACUCUUUUGAAAUCAAAAAUUCUGAUCUCAAACCAAAUCAGUUGCAAGAAGCAUCAAGUACAUUUCCAACGACAACAAUACCACCGAAUAAUGUUUAUACACCAAAAGAACAGCAAGAGCAAAGUAUGGCUGUUGUCACUGAUUUCGAGAUAGAAGAAAGUGAGAAUAAACCCUUAAAUGAUGUAAAUAGUCCAGAAUACAAACAUUUAAUGGAUAAUAUUUCAACUUCAUUGGAUAAUUUAUUCGAGGAGCAAAAACGUCAGUUUAUGAGUUUCAUUUUACUUAUGCAAACCCGUAAUUUCAAAACCGAUCUGCUUACCGAGAUCGAAGCAGAAAAGAGAAAACGCUCUCAUCAUUUAGCACAAGUAGAAAUCUUAGAACGAACUGUAAAUGGAUUACGAGAAAAAGGCGUUAACUUUUUAAAAUCUCGACUGAGUGAAUUAGAUAUAACUGCCGCUACUUCCGAAGAACUGGUAACUAAAGCCCGAGAAAUAAUCUGCCUUAAUAAAGAUCUCCAAGAACAGGUGAAUACUUGUCAAGAUCAAGUCAAGUACCUCGAGAAUUUAAAUUCAGCGUUAAAAAAGCAUAAAAGUUAUGAUAACCUGAUGCAUGUAAAUACCAUGAAAACUAAUCGCGGAAUUAUGGAUACAAAUUCACUUAAAGAAACUGCCAACCAGAAGGCAAACAUCACCACUGCCAUAGAAAAAAAUUAUUCAGAUACUUUUCUGGUUAAAGAUGUUCAUCAGCAAUCACAACACCAUAUUCAACACCCACCACCUCAACCAAAUUCACAUCAUAAGCAACCACAAGUCCCACCACCACCACCAUCAACACAACAUCCCCAUCACCAUCAACAACAACAACAACAACAAUCACUUCAACAACCAGUACAACCAAAUCGAGCUCAAUCUCAAGCAAAUGUUGGAUCAUGUCGAUUAAUCAACAUUGAGGAAAGAAUGAAAAAGAUGAUAGUUGCAGCAUUAAAUGAGAAUAAAGAUACAAAAAAGGAGAGUCGGAAAAGGUCAAAAUCGCUUAAUGACAACAAUAAGGCUGCUAAAAUUGCCAAUAGAUGUAAUGGAAUUUACGAUUUUGAUGAUGAUGAACCUCCAAAUGUAACACCAGAAACCGAUUACCCCAGUAGAUUGAAAGAUUCUUCUAAACUUGUUCAGAUGAAAGAUGUUUCUAUUACUCCCGUUCCUUCAACUGGACCAAGUCGAAAAGUAUCUGAACCCCGUUCCUCUAACAAAGCUUCCAAUUCCUCCAAUAAUCCACCAAGCGAAGAUAAAAAGCCUAUUUUACUAACAUUCAAAAUCGAUCGUCGUGAUAACAGUGCUAUUGUUACUUCACCAUCUAUUUCACCAGAAAAAUCCCCAUCAAAAGCAUCAAAAGACCUUGAUGUUAAUACAAAAAAGAAACAUUUUUCACCCGAAAGAGUGAAAAAAUCAAGAUCUCCGAAGUAUAGUUCAAUAGUACCCGAAACAAAUGGUUCUGAGAAGCGGCCAUCAUUAAUUAUUAAAUUUAAUCACUCAUCGAUCCACAUAAACAAUCACACUCACGAUAAAUUAGAUUCAACUGUUCACCAAUCUAAUUUAAAAAAUGACAAACCACUUGAUGUUUCGAGCAGAUUAACAUCAUCGGCAUUAACAUCAUCUUCACGUUAUCAUCAUCAUGAUCAAGGAGUUGGUGGUCAUAAAUGGCAAGCAACGAUCAGUAAUUCAUUUGAUAAAUUAGUAAAACUGGCCCAUCAGCUUGACCAAUCAACUUAAUCAUUAUCAACCAUGUUUCUCUUUUGUUGGAUUUGAUUAUUUUAAUCCUGUUUUUUUAUAAUAAUCUAAGCAUAAUUAUUAUCAUCAGCUGUUAAUCAUUUUAAUUGCAAAGGAUCAGAAACAAAUCUAAGGCAUAAAGAAUAAGAAGAAAGAGGAAAUUGAUGUUUUUCUCACUGCCAAUUAGUUUAAUUUUAUCUCUCAAGUUCAAUUAUUGACUAUUCUCUGUUUGUUUACUUGUUGAUGACACAAUUAACGAGAAAGAAAAAGUUUUAACAAAAAAUGUAAAUCGUGAAUAUCAAACAUGAUUAUUAUAACAAUUCGAGAGAUAGUUAACUAUUUAUUGUUUUAAAUUGAUGUAAAGGUAAAUUGUAAAAGCCAAACAUCUUCUUCCACCAAAACCAUCAAAUGUAUUAUUAUCAUCGUCUCUUAAAUUAAACACAAAAUAUCACAAUUAUUAUAUAAAUUA